This is a messenger RNA of Pseudonaja textilis, 519 nucleotides long. NCBI's taxonomy places the organism in Eukaryota, Metazoa, Chordata, Lepidosauria, Squamata, Elapidae. The record is from RefSeq and is a predicted model, not a curated record.
GCAAAGAAACCCACCGACCCGCAAGCCUCGCGCUCCCCUCGCAAAAGCGCCCGGGCGGAGCAGCGCGAUCCGCCUCCGGAAAGGCGGAGCACCUGCGCUCUUCGUGCCCGCCCGCUCGCCCGUCCGGCGGCCUGCGCGUCUCCCGGGGCCAGCGGAGGGUCCGGAGCCUCCCGGGUGUGAGGGGGUGGGGGGGACGGGCGAGCCGGGAUGGAGGGGGCGCUGCUGCAGCUCCUCUCCUGGACCUCCCUGGUCUUCACGCUGGGCAUGUUCGGCACCGGGCUGACUGACCUCCGGAAAAUGUUUGCAACCCGAAGCGUGGAAAAUAUCCAGUUUCUCCCCUUUCUGACGACCGAUGUAAACAACCUAAGUUGGCUAAGCUAUGGUUUCCUGAAGGGCGACUGGACGCUGAUCGUGGUUAACGCUGUGGGCGCGACGCUGCAAUCUCUGUACAUCCUGGUUUAUUUCUUCUUCAGCGCGGAGAAGGUGGGUGGGCUUGUCCCAUAGAUCAAGACCCCCCCC